GGGACGGCUAUGGCCUCGCCAAUGCAAGCCGCCAAGAUGCCAUGUCUGCUGUGGAGUAGCUGGACAACCUUGCAUUCGCGCGCACAAGAGAAGCAGCAAUGGCGUUCUUGGAGAAGCCAGAAGAGCUUUCGGCCCAAAGUGCUGGAGGUUAGCAACCGCUUGUCAGCCUCACUGAUAUCUCCUUGCCAAGGCCAGCCACUGUUUUGCUUGAUAGCAUCCUGUGCCGCGCUUGCUCAAGUAAGUCUAGUCUUGACUUUGCAAGAGGAGAUGUUGUUGCAUGGACAGGUAUUGGAAGGACGAACAAAGUGGGGUGAGCAUCUAUCUUCGCCGGUGCUGUCAAUGGCGUCUGGAAUGCUUCUUUCGUCCCUUCAAGUCAUUCCCACAGCCGCACCAGUCUACGAGAAUGUACUGAAGAUAGCGAUGCCAAUGGCGGUGGCACUCACUCUUUUGGAAACUGAUGUGCAGCGGGCCUUCACAGAUGCUGGUUCUACGCUCAAGGCCUUCUGGAUCGGAGCCGCGGGAACGAUACUUGGGACACUUGUGGCCUUUUGGAUUGUUGGGAGGCAUCUUGGACCUGAUGGCUGGAAGAUUGCGUCGUGUCUUUGUGCCAGUUAUGUUGGUGGCAGCAUCAACUAUGCAGCCACUGCGCAGGCGCUCGAGCUGAGCUCGGGGAGCACCCUUGCCGCUGGAAUCGCUGCUGAUAAUCUUGCAAUGGUUCUCUACUUCGGCAUUAUCAUGUGGAUACCCGCUGACACUCGGAGACCACCUCCACAUAUUACUCGAGAGGAGGCUUCUGAACUUGACGCAAAACCAACAAGCGAAACAGUCAUCGUAUCUCUUGCUGUCGCUGCUGCAUCAUGCACCAUUGGCAACGCUCUCGCGGCACUUCUUCCCUCCACAUUCGCAGGUUGUGGCUUGGCCAUCAUGGCGCUUGUGGCGUCUGCAUUUUCAGCAGUUGCAGCGAGGGCGUGCCAUUCCCAAUCCCAUUCUCGUUCCGCAAGAGGCACCAGCGUAGCCGUGUUUGCGGGCUCUCAAGUCAUUGGUGGCGCUCUCAUGCUCCUCUUUUUCGCAGUGGUUGGUGCAUCCUGCAGCAUACGUGACGCCGUUUCAGCUGGCUGGCCUCUCUUCACUUUUAUCCUUCUUUUGCUCUUGACUCACCUGGGCUUUACACUCGGCCUUGGAUCGCAGUGCAAGAUCCCAAUGCGCGCGCUAUUGGUUGCAUCGAAUGCUAAUAUAGGCGGUCCGGCAACCGCUGCGGCAAUGGCGAACGCUCGUUGCUGGAAAGAACUGAUUCGGCCUUCAAUAUUGGUGGGAACACUGGGAUACACGAUUGGAACGGUCAUUGGAUGCGUGCUGGGAACAAGCACGCUGAGAACCAUGACCCCUUUGUAAGUUUUUCUUUCCGACUUUGUACGAUACGAUGUCAGCGUUGCGUCAGUUGCUUUGCACCUCGUGGCUGAUCCAACACCAGGCAUUGUCUUGAUUGUGCGGCCUUUUGAAAAAACAAUAAAGAGCUCACACCUGUGCAUGAGGAUCAACCACAGGUUGGACGACAAAGCUUGA
This is a messenger RNA of Selaginella moellendorffii, 1563 nucleotides long. RefSeq lists its product as uncharacterized. Bases 10 to 1392 code for a protein of 460 amino acids. The transcript has 11 exons. NCBI's taxonomy places the organism in Eukaryota, Viridiplantae, Streptophyta, Lycopodiopsida, Selaginellales, Selaginellaceae. The record is from RefSeq and is a predicted model, not a curated record.